AUGUCGGACCAGACGGGGAUCGGAUAUGAGUUCGUGCGGCAGCUGAGGGAGCGGCCGGGGGCGAUCGUCUUUGCGACGUCGCGCGACCCGGAGCGCGCCACCAAGCUCCAGGCGCUGACGGACAAGGGCAACGUGCACCUCGUCAAGAUCACCAAGCAGCCCGAGGCGGUGGCGGAGGCGCUCGCGGCGGCCGAGCUGGUCAAGAAGAUCGCGGGCAAGGUGGACGUGGUGGUGGCCAACGCGGGCAUCAUCGGGCACGAGACCAGCAUCGCCGACGCGCCCAUGGGCAUGUACCAGGACUUCCUGGACGUCAACCUGCUCAACAACAUCGCCGUGUUCAAGGCGCUGCGGCCGCUGCUGCUGGCGGCGCCGCGGCCCAAGUUCGUGGCCAUCAGCACGCAGUACGGGUCGCUGGCCAUGGUCGAGGACCUGCCGGGCCAGUCGUCGGCGUACGCCAUCUCCAAGGCCGCGCUCAACAUGUUCAUCCGCCACGUCGCCUACGAGGAGAAGAAGAACGGCAUCGUCGCCUUCCCCAUCCACCCGGGCGUCGUCGCCACCGAGACCGUCGAGCCCCUCGCCGCCCGCAUCGGCCUGGCCACCAUCUCCCCCGCCGAGAGCAUCGCCGGCAUGCUGAAGAUCAUCGACCGCGCCACCGUCGACGACGAGGUGCGCUUGUGGCGGUACGACGACACACACCUUCCGUGGUGA
Fonsecaea erecta is the source of this 708-nucleotide messenger RNA. RefSeq lists its product as hypothetical. The record is from RefSeq and is a predicted model, not a curated record. NCBI's taxonomy places the organism in Eukaryota, Fungi, Ascomycota, Eurotiomycetes, Chaetothyriales, Herpotrichiellaceae. Gene Ontology annotation, molecular function: oxidoreductase activity, acting on the CH-OH group of donors, NAD or NADP as acceptor. Bases 1 to 708 code for a protein of 235 amino acids. The transcript is spliced from 2 exons.